Messenger RNA from Pangasianodon hypophthalmus (striped catfish), 3187 nucleotides. Its product is annotated as butyrophilin subfamily 1 member A1. The coding region runs from base 152 to 1543 and encodes 463 amino acids. Gene Ontology annotation, molecular function: protein binding. NCBI's taxonomy places the organism in Eukaryota, Metazoa, Chordata, Actinopteri, Siluriformes, Pangasiidae. The transcript is spliced from 8 exons. The record is from RefSeq and is a predicted model, not a curated record.
GCAGUGCAGAUGGAUGAAUCUGGAAAAAGGGCGUUUAGUUUCACAUUUAAGUAACGGGUUCCACAAAAAGCACAACGAACUGAAACCGUGGAUUUUGGGACACAGGGGUUUCUUUAGCGUCUUCUUACUGAGCAAAUAUAAACCUUGAAGGAUGAUUUUAUUUGUGACUCUCCUGAUCCUCUUCAGCUUUAUGGAAUCUCAAUCAGAGCAUUUAAACCUGGUUGGUCCAGAAGCUCCUCUUGUUGCUGUAGCUGGUGAAGACCUGGUUCUGCCCUGUUUUAUCAGACCCAACACUAGCGCUGUGGACAUGACAGUGGAGUGGUUCAGACUAUAUGUAGACGACUCAUUAGUUCAUCUCUAUAAGGAUCAUGAAGACAGAAAUGAAAAGCAGGCUCAGUCGUACAGAGGAAGAACUUCAGUUUUCAAAGAGGAGCUACAGAAAGGCAACGCUUCACUCAAACUCUCAGCUCUCCGAGUCUCUGAUGAAGGAGAAUAUAAGUGUCUUGUUGAUGACAAAUCCUGGUCCGAUGACAUCACUGUUCACAUCACUGUGGAGGUCCUGGGAAGCCACCCGGUGAUCACGAUGGAGAGUUAUGAUAACUCAGGAGGGAUUAAUCUACUGUGUGAGUCCAGAGGCUGGAAACCUGAACCUGAUGUUCUGUGGCUGGACAGAGAAGGAGCCACUCUGCCUGCUGAAGCUACACAGACACACAGAGACACUGAGGGCUUCAGUGUGAAACGCCGCAUCACUGUUUAUGAUUAUAGCGACUCCAACAGAUUUUACUGCAGACUUCAGCAAAAACAUCACAUGAUGGAGACAGAGAUUAUCAUUAAUCGUAAAGUCUUUGAUACUUGGAAGUGGGCUGUUGGCAUUUCAGUUUCAGCAUGUCUUAUUGCUGUCGGAUUGAUAGUAACUGCAGUUGUCUGUUACAAGAAAGCAUCAGAGCUUCGACAGGUGAAACAAAAUGCAGCGCUUAAAAAGAGGAAGAAGCUGUUUGCAGUGGAUGUGACUCUGGAUCCUGAUACAGCUAAUCCUGCACUCAUCCUGUCUGAUGAUGGAAAACAAGUGACACUUGGAGACACACAAAAGAAUCUCCCUGAUACACCACUGAGGUUUAAAUUUGCCAGUGCUGUGGGAAAGCAGAGUUUCUCCUCAGGGAGAUUUUAUUAUGAGGUGCAGGUCAGCGGGAAAACUGAGUGGACAUUAGGAGUCGUGAGAGAGGACAUUAACAGGAAGGAGUGGAUUCCACGGAGUCCUCAGAAUGGUUUCUGGACUGUGGGCCUGAGGAAUGAGAAUCAGUACUGGGCUUAUGCUGAUGCUGCUGUCUCUCUCACACUGAGAGAGAAGGUGGAGAAGGUGGGGGUGUUUGUGGAUUAUGAGGAGGGUCUGGUCUCCUUUUAUGAUGUGAAGUCCAGCUCUCAUAUCUACUCUUUCACUGCUCAGUCUUUCACUAAGAAGAAACUCUAUCCAUACUUCAGUCCUCGAUACAAUGAAAGAGGUGAAAAUUCAGCACCACUGAUCAUCACUGCUGUUACUGAAUAAAUAUCUGUUUUAUAUUCUAUAACACUUGCCUACACAGCUGCCUAUAAUCAUCACUUCCUUUUAUGUUCAUUUUAUAUUAAAUAAACAUAAUAAACUCUGUAACAUAUAAACUAUAUAAUGAAGUGUGUUUACAUGAACAUUAAUAAUACAAUCAUUAUCUGAUUUCAGCAGUUAAAUCAGAUUAAAGAUGAUAUUAGAUUUCUAGAAAUUCUAUAAAGACAUAUGGAUGUUAGUCCAGUUACUGCAUUAUUCAGUGUUUGCGUACUGUUAAUCUGAUUUCUCUUAGAAACUCUGAGAGAAUGUAGAUGCCUCAUGAAGCUGAGUCAGACAUGUCAGUGACGCCGCCUUUGUGGAAGCGCAACUUUCCUGCUCUUUCACUUGAGUUGAAUUUAGAGCAUUAACUAACAUUUUCUCCACCACUAAGAAUCACCACUUAUUAUAGGUGAAGCCCUGACAUUUUGUGUGUGUGUGUGUGUGUGUGUGUGUGUGUUUGUGUGUGUGUGUUUAUGUGUGUGUUUUAGGAGGGAUUGUAUGGCAGGAUUGUUUAGGAUACUGUUUUGUGGUGUUUAUUUUUUCCUGAACAUGAUGUGAGUUCUUACUGAAUGUUCUUAAUAUUUGGGAAAUGUUCAGUAAGGUUUGUAUUGUGAUCGGAUGUGUAGAUGGAUUUGAAUUAUUUUUUGCACUUUUACAUAAUCAUACAUGAAAUUGAUUUAUUGUUAUUAGACUAUUAUUAUAGGUAUUUUUAAUAUGUGUUAUAAUCGCUCAAAACAACACCAUCUCAGUUUAUAAUCAUUUCUGUCCAACUGAACAAAGCCUCAGUGAUGAAAUUUCCAGAAUUUUAACUCAAUCAAAAUAUUAACAGUGCAUGUGUCUGUGUGUGUGCAUUACCUGUGAUCUGCAGAAACUGAUGAUGGCUACAACACAGAGAAUUUGGGGGAAAUUACUUUGAUUUGAUCAGGUUAGACCUGCAUCUCUCCACAGAUCUGCAAUUUUUAAUCUGAGCUCCUAAUAUGGAAGAUGCUCUGAUAUAUGGCAUUAGUUAGCAAAUGUGACUAAUGUGAUAUUUACUCUCUCAUUUAUGGAUGUCAUGCAUGAAGAAGGGAGAGAAUUUUUUAUUAAAGGUUCCCUGUCCUUAUGGAGGUAUUUUUGUUACAUAAUUUGCAAAUACGAAUAUGAGCACAAAUAUGGUGGACUUCAGGACAGUGAGUAAUUUAAUGUCUCUGGAUCCACCAUGACCCUGACCAGGAUAAAGCGCUUACUGAAGAUGAAUGAAUGAAACGACUCACUUCCCUAAAGUCCUCCAUGUUAACUUCUCACAACACUCUCGUUCCUCCCACCAGCUGAGAGAGAAAAUUAAUCACUGAGAAUUGCUGAGGAUCAGUACUGCCCCACUGUCACUGACUGACACAAAGCUCCUCAUUCUCAAAAGUGUUUGGGAGAAACACCGUUAAGAAAUACAUCAAUCUUAAAAGCAAACAAGCAAGCAAGCAAGAAAAAAAUGUUGAAAGACAGAAUUUAAUAUAAAACAUAAUUUGAAAAUGUAGAUCAAUUACUAUAAAAUGCACUGGUAUUGUACAAUAAGUCUAUAUAUUGUAUUCAUUUAUAUUAAAACUAUUUUAUUUGAUCUUAUUUUAUUUUGAUCAU